AUGGUGACCGAGAACCGUGGCACCGGCAAUAAGGUCAAAGAUUUCUUCAUCCUGACCUACUGCUGUCUGAGCUACUUCUUCAACUACUUGGACCGUGCCGCCUUCGCCAAUGCAUACGUUGCUGGUCUCCGGGAGGCCCUGCACAUGAAGGGUCAUGACUACAACACCGUGUUAUCAGUGACCACCGCGGGCAUGGUCGUCGGGCAGAUCCCCCACGGCAUCGUCAUCGGCCUCCAGAUCGUCCGCCCCAAGAUCUGGCUGCCGAGUAUGGUGCUCGUCUGGGCCGGCCUGACCAUGGUCAGCGCCGCCGUCAAGACCACCGCCCAGCUGUGCGUCGUCCGCUUCUUCCUCGGCCUCGCCGAGGCCAGCACCUACUCGGGCGCCAUCUACAUCAUGGGCUCGUGGUACAAGCCGCAGGAGAUCUCCAAGCGCACCGCCAUCUUCACCGCCUCCGGCCAGGUCGGCACCAUGUUCGCCGGCGCCAUGAUGGCCGCCAUCUACAAGGGCCUCGGCGGCGUGGGCGGCCUCGGCGGUUGGCAAUGGGUCUUCAUCAUCGAUGGCAUCAUCACCCUCCCCAUCGCCUUCUUUGGCUUCUUCUACUUCCCCGACAUCCCGGAGAACACCAACGCCCGUUAUCUUAGCGAGUCUGAGAAGAAGCUCGCCGUUGGGCGACUACCCCCGGUCGUCAAGAACUCGCACAGCGUCAGCCCCUUUUCCCUGCUGAGGCGCCUCGUGCUCAUGCCUGGUUUCUGGAUCUUGGUGCUCUGGUCCCCCCUGUGCGCGACCCUCGAGGCUUGGGUUGUCCAGGGCAACUUCAUCCUCUGGCUCAAGUACCAUGCCGAGCACUUCACCCAGAGCCAGAUCAACACGUACCCCCUGGGCGUCCAGGCCGUGGGCAUCGUGACCAACAUCCUCGCCGCCUGGCAUAUGGACGCCACCGGCACCCGCGUGCCCAUGGUGUUGCUCGUGUGCAUCAUCCAGAUCGUGUGCGCCGCCAUGCUGCUCGUGCCGACCCUGCCGUUCGCCGGCACCAUGUUCGCCUUCUACCUCUCGGGCUCGUCGUACAUGGUCAACCCGCUCAUCUUCGGCUGGGCGAGCAUCAUCCUGCAGCGCAGCGGCGACGAGGCCGUCCGCAGCGUGACCGUCUACGCCAUGAACGUCGGCGCCACGACGCUGUACACCUUCUGGGGCAUCAUCUUCUACGCCGCCGACGAGGCGCCGUACUGGAAGAAGGGCGCCAUCGUCAUGAUUGUGUGCUCGGUCCUCGUCCUCGGCUUCAUGGGGCUUGUUAUCAAGAUGGACAAAGACUCGCUCGCAAAGUACGGCUCGAUGACGGUCGAUGAUUUUGAGGCGGCCGCCGCAUCCCGCAAUCUUCAGACACCGCCCGACGGGGAUAAGUCGGACAGUGAUGACCAGAAGAACUCGAGCUCUUCGAAAGUCACAGCUAUAUGA
Colletotrichum higginsianum IMI 349063 is the source of this 1452-nucleotide messenger RNA. RefSeq names its product major facilitator superfamily transporter. The transcript is spliced from 9 exons. The record is from RefSeq and is a predicted model, not a curated record. Gene Ontology annotation, cellular component: plasma membrane. Bases 1 to 1452 code for a protein of 483 amino acids. Gene Ontology annotation, biological process: pantothenate import across plasma membrane. NCBI's taxonomy places the organism in Eukaryota, Fungi, Ascomycota, Sordariomycetes, Glomerellales, Glomerellaceae. Gene Ontology annotation, molecular function: pantothenate transmembrane transporter activity.